This is a messenger RNA of Strongylus vulgaris, 487 nucleotides long. NCBI's taxonomy places the organism in Eukaryota, Metazoa, Nematoda, Chromadorea, Rhabditida, Strongylidae. The record is from the annotation of a GenBank genome assembly.
CUCCGUUCAAGUUGUGUACAUCGACUUCUCCAUUUGGUCUUCAGUGUUGGAUGGUGUGGACGGCAUCAAACAGAACAAAAUGAUCUUCGACAUUGUCAUCUUCAAUGCCGGAACCAUGUUUCCGGAAAAGUCCACAACUACUGACGGGAUUGAAACAUGUCUGCAGGUGAAUGUUCUCGGACACAUGUAUCUAGCCGACGCAUUACUGAAGAACCGUCCUCCCAUGCAUAACAUCCACUUCGUAUGUGUCUCUUCAACGCUAUUCAAGCUCUGCGGAACUUCGUGGCCACGCUGGAAAUUGCCGAAGAACGCCUCCGCUUGGGCGGCUUUCUUCGCACCGAAAUCAAAGUCGGGUUGGCGAGCAUAUGCCCUCAGCAAAUUUGCUAUCACCCUUUUGGCGUCCCAGCUAAAUCGUGUCGAAGGAGUCACCGCAGUCGCUGUGAAUCCUGGAAAUGCUGUAACAAAUGUCUCAAAGAAUCUGCCGCAA